UAAAAAACACUCUUUAAGUUGGAGUGGUGUCCCGUCGUUGAUUGACUCGGCAAAAAUCCUCACUACGGUGGAUCACACGACUGAUACUGUGUUUUUUCUGUAAGUAUCCUACGAGAUAGUAUUGACGUUCAGCACUCUUACCAAUACUACAGGUGAGAAUUUGACGACGAAGGAUUGCCUGGCCUCUUCGAGAGUGGUGCGUCCUCGAGGGUUGUUGUGUGCUCCACAGAGAUCGAAGCGCGUCGGGAUAGCCUCAAACAAAUACAUCGAAUAUGAAUCAGCAUCCCUUUCAGAAAAUAUGUUGCGUUCAGCCAGUGAAUGACGAACAGCCCUUCUUACUGGCAGCGGCUGGGCCCGUUAUCAGCACUUUCAAUCUCAGAGAUGGCUCAAUUUUGAGUCAGUUGCCACCCAUGGAAGUGGAAGAGGCUACUGAGGGAGACGGACCAUCCGACGCCAACGGUGAUGGGAGCCGUCCCUCCAAGAGGCGUCGAAUCGAGGUAGAAGGCCAGGCAGGGCUGUCUCGAAAUGAAUCGGAGGACUCUGUUGAGAUCAUCUCGGAGCGGAAGAAAGGCGAGCGACGAAAGCCCAAGGUAGAGAGCUCGAAGCUUCCGAACAUUACCCACAUUAUUGCAACCAGUGACGCUGCAAGAGCCAUUACUGUGACGGCCGAGGACAAAUGCAUCAACGUGUUCAGCGUGAGUUCUGCUGGCAUCUUGACGUUGCAAAGUCAAAGGUCAAUGCCGAAAAGACUUUGUGCCAUAGUCUUGACCCCAGACGAGAAGAAUCUUUUGGUGGGAGAUAAGUUUGGCGACGUAUACAUACUCCCAUUACACCCAAGCAAGGAUUGGACUCCUUCAAAAGUGGGAAAAGCAGAUGAAGGCCUGAAGCAGACCUUCACUCCCUCCGCAACAGAAUUGACGGUUCACACGAAGGGCAACCUCGAAGCCUUAAGGCAGCAGCGCGAGCAGAAAAUGACUCAGACCAAGAAAGAAGGCCCCAAAUUUGAGCUCAAAAUGCUCUUGGGUCACGUCUCUCUUUUGACAGAUGUGGCAGUCAAUGAAGUACAGGACGGGCUCAAGCGAAAGCAAUACAUUCUGACAGCCGACCGGGAUGAACACAUUCGCGUGUCUCGAGGCAUCACGCAAGCUCAUGUCAUUGAAGGUUACUGUUUGGGACACCGAGAGUUUGUCACCAAGUUGUGCAUCCCACCAUGGGACUCCGAAAUCCUGGUGGCGGGCAGUGGUGAACCAUCUUUGUCAGCGUAUCACUGGCGAACUGGACGUCUGCUCGACAAAGAGAUCUUCAAGGGCGCUGUAGGGAUGGACAUUUCCACAGUGUUGGACAAAGAAGAGCGUACCGAGGACCGACUGGCCGUGUCGAACAUCUGGCCUGUUCAUUUUACAGUUUCUGGAAACUCGCCCUAUGCUCGUCAACCUCCACGCUUGCUCCUGGUUGCACUGGAAGGACUUCCAAUGCUUCUGAGUUACAGCCUCACCGAUCAAGGCGAACUCCAGCACCAUCAAACUUUGCAACUUGGGGGAAAUGCUCUCGACGUAACCAUUGGGCCAGCCUUGUGGGAGGCUGUGGUUAGUAUUGAUACGGUGCACAAGCCUGGAUCUAUGCGAGACGUUGGCUCGGAAGAAGUGCCAACGUCGGAUUUUUUCGAGACCUUCGAGCUGUUUUCCAACAUCAGUAAGGAUGCGGACGGAACGGAUCAACCUGUGGAACUCCCGGAUGGACGAGAAUUGCGCUGGGAGAGAUCCAGCCUUGCAAUGCUUUUGAACGGUGCUAUUACGGUCUCCGAUAACGUCGACUUGCCUUCAGAGGAUGGCCUGAAGGGGAAAGGUACAUAUAGUGUCUUGGGCGAACAACUCUACGGCUUGGAGAAUCUGAGGAAGAAGCGAGGCGAGCAAGGGAUUGAGGCUGAGGAGGAAGUCGAGGAUGGUACGCCAGUGGGUCAGGAAAGCACCACCUGACAAGAACUUGUAGAUACGACAUGUCUAGACCACUCGAGGCGGUACAUCGACCAGUCAUAGGAUGACCAUUUAGAGCGGACAAAAACCAUUCCAUCCACCUAG
This is a messenger RNA of Exophiala viscosa, 2078 nucleotides long. RefSeq lists its product as uncharacterized. Bases 273 to 1976 code for a protein of 567 amino acids. The transcript is spliced from 3 exons. Lineage: Eukaryota; Fungi; Ascomycota; Eurotiomycetes; Chaetothyriales; Herpotrichiellaceae. Gene Ontology annotation, biological process: tRNA modification; RNA (guanine-N7)-methylation. Gene Ontology annotation, cellular component: nucleus; cytosol; tRNA methyltransferase complex. The record is from RefSeq and is a predicted model, not a curated record. Gene Ontology annotation, molecular function: protein binding.